Molecule: messenger RNA, 6783 nt
Organism: Sporothrix brasiliensis 5110
Lineage: Eukaryota; Fungi; Ascomycota; Sordariomycetes; Ophiostomatales; Ophiostomataceae
Exons: 2
Coding region: 1-6783 (2260 amino acids)
Cellular component (GO): nucleus
Molecular function (GO): ATP-dependent chromatin remodeler activity; ATP hydrolysis activity; ATP binding
Source: RefSeq, a predicted model, not a curated record
AUGUCAGGCAGCGGAGGCAAUAUUGACCCUUUCGAGUGGUCCAACGAGCGACUGAUCCAGGAGCUGUGCACCAGCAACCGCUCGUGGUCCGCGCCGCCUCCGAAACGAUGGCCCGAUCCAGAGUUUCUCGCUGCUAAGCUCGAAGAGCAUGACCUCGACGGCCAGCUUCUUCUCUGCUACGAAGACUACAUGGGCCCGGGCGGAUUCGAGUCCCUCUGCGCCGACUUGGGCAUCGCUAAGAUCCCCCACAAGUUGUCUUUGCGUGUGGCCAUACGGUCGUUUCAAAAGAAGAGCCCGGGUUAUGCAGCGUGGAAGGCCUCUCAGGCUGCCGGAGACAAUAACGACUUGACUGCAUCCCAGGCAACGAUGCCGCCGUCACCGCCACCAAAGAAGACCCCGUCGAGCGGGCAGGAGAGCGGUGCUGCUGUCACCCCUGCCACACAGGAGGGAGACGACCAUGCCUGGCAGGCUGUACACGAACCAGCACCGGUAGGAGUGGGAGUAAAGGACGGUAAUUGGAAUGGCAUCGCGAAUAGCACGGAGAACGAAGGCUUUCAGCCAGACCUUAUGCAUGUCGACAGGCUCGAACUUGGCCAGACCAAGAAACGCAAGAGGUUGGCACCAACAAACAUAUCUUUCGAGCCCCGGCCACGCGAGGAACGUCCCAUUGACAAGUUUUCUGAUCCACUUGAUGCGCCUGCUGCCAAGGCUGGUGUUGUCUACAAGGGGCUGUGGCAAGAGAGCAAGAAGGGUGCUUACUUGGGCGACUGGAGCCUCACGAGGUACGCGCUGCUCCAAGAUCCCGAUCCGCUUGGCCCAGACUACAAUGUAGACAACAAGAAAGACAAGAACAGGGAUGGCGACGAUGAAGAGGAUGACAAUGAGAACGACACCUUUGGUUGGGCCGCUCCGUUGCCGAUUCCCAGCGGACGGAGGUUGCAAGUGCACAGGAUUUUGCAUCGCUAUUUUCGGCCAAACAGGCCGUCUGGUAUGCGGCUGGGCCGCGCACGCUCAGCUCCAACCAAUGAUGCUCUUGUGGCCGGUGCCACUGUGGCAGACGAUGACGAGGUUCUUCCCGCGCUGGGCGAAUCAGACGACGAAGGUUAUGAUACCGAGACCUGGGAGGCCAUGGAGCAGGAGGCCAGGGAACGAACCGAGCAAAACGGUCAAGAAGUGCAACAGACGAAACGCAAGAACGCGCCGCUCACCGUCGAAGCAUUUGACGCCGUCAUUGUAGACGCCAUCCGUGACAUUGAAACGCAGUGGGCUAACAAGAAGCUACACAAGCUGCGGCGCCGUGAACACCAAAUGUGGACCGCGGCCCGCCGUGCAGGCUCGCGCAAGUACCUCGUGGACCGGGCACGCAAGGAGGCCGACCGUUUCGCGCAGCGGAUUGACAAGCUGGUGCAGGAGAUGCGCCACGUCGAGUGGCGGAACGAGAAGGAGGUCCGACUGCAGGCCGCUGUACUUGAUGCCAACAUUGAAGACCGGCAAUAUGCACUCUGGGAAGCACGACUGUACUCGUCCCCGACAGCACCGCGAAAAGUGACCGUCGACGGGAGCGCCCUGCGACGGCAAUCGUCCACGUCUCGUGCCAUCCGGCGUAAGGCGCUGGAAGGCGACGAAGAAAUUCUUACCAGCUCCUCGAGCGAAGAGGACGACGAUCUCCGGAUGAAAAACUUCAUCUUGGACGAUGAUGACAACGGUACAUUGUCGGACGGACCCAUGGACAUGUCCGAUGACGACACCGGUGGCAGUGAGAGCCGAUCCUCGAGCCGAGGCCCGGAAAAGCGGGAGACGAUGAAACGCCGCGACGAAUCUAGAAAAUUACAGUCAGGACAACUCUCCAUGGGCGAGGCGUUCAAGGGGUUGCUGGGGAGUCUGAAGGAGAAUUUUCCACUCGGCAACAUGGCGGCCAUCGUCGACAAAGGUGCUUCCUAUUGGGAAAGUAGUAGGGACGUUACACGCCUGCUCUGUACGGUCUUCUCGAGCGCCGACCGCGAGCAGCUUGCACGGCUGGUCCAUCACUGCACCCAGGCGACAAACAUUGAUGACACCUGGAAUCAUUAUUGCCGCCGGGUUAUUGAGAACGGUAGUGAUGUAGAGGCGCCCCGCACCGGCAUGGAAAGCGAUGCUACGGCCUUUACGCGUUACUUUUACGUCUUCGUGACAUGCCGCGACGUGUCGUUGCAAGACUUUAACCCCACAAGCGAAGGCACGAGCGAUGAUAUUGUAAGGAGCAGGGGAGAACUUGGUAAAUUUUGCGUGAAGCUACGAACGCUCGCGCCGUAUUUUAUCGAACCAACAUCGAAAUCGACACCGCCGUUGCCCGCCCCGUCCGCUCGUCCCGUUCCGACUGCUCAGUCAACUGCCGUUUCCGGGCCCAGCAAUUGUCGAACUGCUAUAGAAGUGGACAUAGAAAGCGACGACGAAGACGAGGACGAGCUCAAUAUUUAUGCGGUCCGCCCCGUUGUUGAAGAGAUUGAGGAUGAUACAGACGAGGAUGAUGACGAUGACGUCCUCUUCUCACAUUCACAAAAGCGGCGAAUGCGCCGCAUUCGCAAAGAUGAAUCUGCCCAAGAGCUGCGCGACAAGGAUCAAGCCCGGCACCAGGAACAGGAAAACCGUCGCAAGGCCCUUUAUGAAAGCCUCGCGCAGUCGGGGACCUUGUCCCAGGACCAGACCCGGCUCAUCAUCAACACGGCCAAGGAAAAGCACCACGGCAUUGUGUAUGUCGACGAAUGGAUUGGCCGCAACAUCCGCGACCACCAGGUCGAAGGCGUGCGGUUUAUGUGGAACCAGAUCGUCGCGCCACCGGAGUCCCGGCAAGGUUGUUUGCUGGCCCAUACGAUGGGUCUUGGUAAGACCAUGCAGGUCAUCACGUUGCUUGUCGCCAUUGCCGAGGCCGCCAAGUCGCCGGACGAGUCCAUCGCGUCGCAAAUCCCUGACGACCUCAAGGAGUCCAAGACGCUCAUACUGUGCCCGUCGGGUCUCGUCGAGAAUUGGCAGGACGAGCUGCUGGCCUGGGCGGCGCAAUCGGGUGCGCUCGGCCCCGCGUACAGCAUCACGUCGAGCAUGUAUGCCAGCCACCGGAUCGGCGCCGUGCGGCAUUGGGCCGAACGAGGCGGUACGAUGGUGAUUGGCUAUCCGAUGCUCAACAUGCUUAUCAAGGAGUUUAGCGACGAGGCCGUCGCGUUGGUGGAGCAGACGCCCAACAUUGUCAUUGCCGACGAAGCCCACACCCUGAAGAACCCCAACUCCCGCAUCAACCAAUUGACCCGCAACUUCCGGACGUCGGCGCGCAUUGCCAUGACGGGUUCGCCGCUGGCCAACUCCGUGGACGAGUACCACUCCAUGAUCAACUGGGUGGCGCCCAACUACCUCGCCGCAAAGGACGAGUUUCGUGCCACCUACGCGAACCCGAUCCGCGAGGGUUUCUACCGCGACAGCACGCGGUCACAGCGGCGCCAUGCCGUCAAGAUGCUCAAGGUGCUCAAGGACACGGUCGCGCCCAAGAUCCACCGUGCCACCGUCGCCUCACUGCAGGGCGUGCUGCCCCCAAAGUACGAGUUUAUCAUGUAUCUGCCGCUGACGCCGCUGCAGCUGCGCGUGUACAAGACCUUUAUCGACCUGUUGACCCAGCCUGGCAUGGUGGCCGGUAUUAAUAGCACAGUGCAGCUAUGGAACACGCUGGUCAACCUGACGCUGCUUCUGGCGCACCCCAAGAUCUUCGAGAGCCGGCUCCGGGAGAUGAAGCAGCCCAGGCAAACGGGCCCGCGCAGUGGCACGCUGCCGGCGCCCAUGGUCGACCAGCUCCUGGCGGCGGUCCACGCCCAGAACAUUGACGCACCCGAAUACUCGUCCAAGAUUAUGGUUCUCAUGGGCAUCCUGGACGAAGCGAAGCGUGUCGGCGAGAAAGUGCUCGUCUUCUCGCAGAGCAAGCUCGUGUUGGACUACCUGCAGACCGAGUUCCAGCGCCAGGCGCGCCGCUACCAGCGGCUGGACGGCGACACCAGCGUCAGCAAGCGCCAGGCCAUGGUCAAGGACUUCAAUGCGGGCAGCGACGAGGUGUAUCUGAUCUCGACAACGGCGGGCGGUGUCGGCCUCAACAUCCAUGGCGCCAAUCGCGUCGUUAUCUUCGACUUUAAGUGGAAUCCCAUCCACGAGCAGCAGGCCAUUGGUCGCGCCUACCGCAUCGGCCAGACGCGCCGCGUCGUCGUGUACUGGCUGAUUAUGGGUGGCACCUUUGAGACGGUGCUGCACGACCAGGCCGUCUUCAAGACGCAGCUGGCCUCGCGUGUGGUGGACAAGAAAAACCCCCAGGCCUGGGCCGACCAGCUGCGCAACUACACCAAGGACCCCGAAGUCGUCCCUGUCGUCCCGGACACGGCGACCAAGUACAAGGGCCUCGAUGUGGUGCUGGACGCACUCCUGCGCCCCGGCGCGCCCACGCAAGAACGCAUCUGCAAGGUCAUGUCGACCGACACGUUUGAGAUGGAAGAGCCCGAGGAUGCGCUGACCAACGAAGAGCUCACCGAAGCGGUCAACAUGGUCAAUAUGAACAGGAUGCGGCUGCGGAGCGGUGGCGUUGUCGGUGGCGGUGGCGGUGGCGGUGGGCCGGAGAGCGGCUUCCAAGUGGUCGGUGUGCCGGGAAUGGCGGGCGCACAAACCACGACGAUGCAGAGGGUCGAGCGCACACAAGUCGAUGGAGCUAGGUUCCCGCCGACAGCGACAGAUUUUGCGACCUCGCAGGCCAUGGCGCGGGCUGGCGCAGGCAGUGUGCUGCCUUCGUUGGUGCUGGCAUCGCAGUCGCAGCAGCUUCAGCAGUCGCAGCAGCUUCAGCAGUCGCAGCAGGCAGGGUCGAAUCCAGUCCCCAGCAUGUAUGCGUACGAUGCUUUCCUCAACCAACCGCCGUCCGUACCGAUGCAGAUCCGCACGCAGUCUACCGCCCACACGAUGCAACCCACGCCCGUCUUACCAGCCGUCGUGCCGUCAAACGGGUAUCUAGACCACCACGACUGGAUUUCUGAACCGGCGCCCGAAUCCAACAUUGAUCGUUCUCUCCGGCCGACGCCGGCAGACAAACAGACGCCUGUAUCAACACCAGCAGUGCCACCACCGGUGCCCUCAAGCUCAUUGGCGGCUACAUCGGAAGAUUUCGUGGCUGUUUUGAAAGAGGCACUACUCAGUGGCGCUAUGGAUAAACAGCAAUGCAUAUGGAAGCCUCGGACUGCCGAGCUCCUGGCACGCAGGACAGUUGACGAAAUCAUUGCCUGUUUGCCAAUGGCCAAGCUUUCGGGCCUGCCUGAGAAAGCGCAAUGGGGCCGCCUCCGAUCUUUGGUCACCAGGGUGCCAGGUUUCGCCGAGGCGACCGUGCACGGGGCGAUUUCGGCAAAAGCGCUGGUGAUGUUGAGGUCGACGGAGGACCAGAAGUUGGCUGAUCUCGUGACCGGUGCCUUGGCCGAAAUCGACUCCAUGCCGCGCGCGUACAGUCUUAAGUCGAUGCCCAAUGCUUGGAACCUAUUUGGCGAACAACACACGGCCGUACGCAUCUUGGAGCGAAAGCUGUUUGACCGGUCUUGGACCAAACCCGCCGAAGCCAAAGGGAACUUUUAUGUCGCGAGGAGUUUGGCGGAAGGCGCAAUAGCCAAUGUCACUGUGCCAAUCACCGUGAAUAUGACACGGUGUGCCAUUCUUGCGUUCCGUGAUCCCGUCUUUGCGAGCGCGUUUGUCAUGCCGACGUUUAACCACCGGGCGUGGGCCGCGAUGGCGCCGAACGAGGAAGCUGAUUAUGUGCGCCAACUGCACCUUCAACACAUGGUCGAGCAUGCUGAUGAGUACCGCAAGGGUUACCUCAAGAUCAGGUAUACAGCAGACGGCAGCACUCCGAAUCCCAGUUUUAUGCCCUUACCCAUGCCCUCGCCCAUGGCGCCUCUACCACACGCCGCAAAGGCAGAGCCGAUGGACGACACCUCUAGCGCCAGGGCUCUCAAGAAUGUUCCAAGCCGGCCGCACUUGAUGACCGGCAGCGGCAGGUCCAGCUUUAGCGAGACCUUUGGUGCCGCUUCGCCUCGACCGGCUGCUUCACCACCGAUGCGGACCAAAGACCCAGACCACCUCAAGCACCAUCUGCAGCGGUCGCAGAUUUGGAGCCACGACGUAAAUGACCGUGGUUCCGUUGGCCUGGGACGAAGUGAAGACGGUCGGCCGCCCCGAGAGGACCGGCCACGCGUAUCGAGUUCGGGCGCCAAAUCGCGUGACCUGUUGGCCAUGCGCGAGGUUGUGGAGCGCAGAGAGCGCAAGACGGCCACCGUGUCGGUGCCGGCAUCGGUGCCCCAAACACCACAGCGGCCAUCGCCAUCGUCAUCGCCGUGGAUGCCACACGCACAAUCACAGACACCCGACAUGCCACCCAACAUGGCUCCCAACAUGACACAGGCUGCCCAGUCACAGGUGCACCCCUCUCGCUCCCCCCCGCCGCCUCCGUCCACCCACUCGGCUCGAUCCAGCUCCGGCGCCGCCUCCCCUGUGCCCGACCCCCAGGGCGCCGCCUUUCGUAUCCGGGGCGCGCCACGGAUCGACCCAGCCUCGCAAUUGCAGCGGGGCCAGCAGAGCCAGAACCAACUGGAGCGCGACCUGCUGGACGCUGACCGGCGGCAGCAGAACGCCAGGAGGGACAAGGACAAGGCCGGCGGCAACAAGCCCCGCAUCCUGCCACCGCCGAGCCGGGGCCCUGGGCCACAAGCCGGCGACAAUGCACAACAUCCGUUCAUUCUUGAGUAA